GACGCCAUGCUUGCUGUGAUUUUACUCGUCACUGUCGUGCUUGUAGAGGGACUUCAUCCAUCAAUCGAAGAUGAUUUGUUGAACGGAGUCAAACGAUCACCAACUCACGACUACAAGGUUUACGAUCAUGACGCGGAGAAAGAUGAUAAACCUGACAACAAUCCGCAACAUUUCAACAUCAUCUUGCCAGCUGAUCCAGCCAGUCACGUGAUACAAUCAGUUGAUCGCAAGAAACACCAAGUAAGUGUAGAGGUCAACGGGGAUACCGGGUUUGUAGAUCGUUCCUUGGUUGUAAAAGGUUUCGUUGGUUAUGACAACGAAGAAGUUCUUCGUCACAGUGAUUAUGAUAAGAUUCAGAAAUUUCAGUUGAGAAAUAAAAGUGAUGAUGAUUUUGGUACGAUGGAGUAUCAGGUAAAAGUUAUUGUUUUGGAAAGUGAUGAACGUGUUGGUUCAAGUGAUGACAAAAAGGAAGAGCAAGUGGGUUCAACUAACGUCACAGAUCAGGUAUACGAUGAAGGAGUUGAAGAUCAAAGUAACAAUAGGGAAGAAGAAGAAGUAGGUACAACUCACGUUAGAGAUCAGACAGAUGAUGAAGGGGUUGAACUUCCAAGUAACACAGAGGAAGAAGACGAAAAGGUGGGUAAAAUUAAUUUUGAAGAUCAGACACAUGACGAAAGCACUUCUGAAAUAGAUUCUACAAAUCUUGAAACAAACUCAGACAUCAAUGACGACACUCUUAGUGAUUUGGAACCAUCAAAAGUUGACAACAUUCAAAACUCAUACAGAGGACCUUUUUACCUACCGGAAACUAAAGGAAUAGGCAGUGUUUAUAGUACCGAUUUUGUACAAAAUGUUUCAACCAAUUACAAUACUGAGUCUUUAAACAAUACUCACAUGAAUGUAGAUAGUUCUACUGCUACUACUACACGUGCUACUGUUUUACAAGAAGACAAUGAAAACCCCCUCUCGUCCACUACAGUAUCGAAUACCCCUCUGGUAAAAGUUCAUGUCUUUGAUGAAUUUCCAGAUAGGACAAAUAUUUCUGACGUAGGCGACUUUUUUAUUACACCUAAAAGUUCCAAAAGAAACAAAUCCAAGUCACAAAAUGACUCUCCUAUCACUCGGAUUAGUAAAGUAGGUUCACCAUUGGUGUUUGGUCCACCAGGACUAGUUAAAGAUGAACCCAAACCAUUUAGAAGACGAGUUUUGAUUGGAGUAAAGAAGAAGAUUCGACCUCAGAAUUUAGAAGAUUCUAUGUCUUCUUCGACAACUGAUGGACUUUCAACUGAUGAUUCAGACGAUAACGACUACGAUGAUAAUGAAGAAGACUCAGAUGAAGGAGCAGACCUUCAACAUGCACCACAAGAUAAGAUCAUAAACAAUAGUCCAAUAAUUCCCCAAGUUCGACAAGCAGCAACCCCUCCUUUUUACGCUCCACUUGGAAUUCCCAAUCCUAUUCCUCCGAUUCUUCCUGAACAACCUCCUACGAAAAUUCACCAACCCGUUUUGCAUCACAUAAUUCAUGCACUUAUUAGUCCACCCAUACCCGAAGAAGAAGAAAUACCAGACAUCUUUCUUCACAGAUAUUCGCCAAAUUUCGUUCCGUAUCCUCAUCCUUUGCCUUUGCUCUACUGAGAAACACUAAUCGGAACCAAGGUUAAAUUUAAGUAAAAAUUGUUUUCAGGAAAAAUGUUGCGUCUUGAAUUUUUCUAAAGUAAUAUGUUUAGUAAAGUUUUAUUUCCUAAAA
Molecule: messenger RNA, 1747 nt
Organism: Macrosteles quadrilineatus (aster leafhopper)
Lineage: Eukaryota; Metazoa; Arthropoda; Insecta; Hemiptera; Cicadellidae
Product: protein PFC0760c-like
Exons: 2
Coding region: 7-1635 (542 amino acids)
Source: RefSeq, a predicted model, not a curated record